CUUCACUUUUAUGUAAAUAUAUUGACGCUCCUGUACAGUGAUGACUUCGAGGCUAUAAUUUUCCUGUAAUGUAGACGUACCUCCACGCCUCUUAACAGGCGUGUCGCGUAGAAAGCCAAGCGAUUCUCAGUCUGCGGCCUUGUCAACGGCGGUUCCUUGCUUCAGAUCCAACUUCAAACACGUACUCCAUGUAUUUCCGUUCGGAAAAAAGGAAUCUAAGGGAGGGGAGUUGAUGGUUAAAACACAUAUAUAGAAGGAUCAUCGCGAUGUCAUUCGUACAGAUUGUUCCGACGGGUCACGUUUUUCCCUAGUCUUCUUUACUUCAAAUUCAACCCUUUUUCUUCUUCUUCUUCUUGUAAAAUGAAGUUACUUUUACUUAUAAUAUAUCUCGCUGGAUUGGUCGUGUUAUGUAACAGUGCUAUAGAAUAUUCGAAUCCAAAGUUAUUGACAAAACUUUCUCCCGUAAAUGAUGCGAGUACUACUAAGGACUUGGACACAGCAGCAAGUGAUCGGACGUUUUUAAUUGGUAAAGAGUAUGGUCAGCCAGGAUAUGGAGGAUAUGGAAAUUACCCUGGAUCUAUAUACGGAUCAGGAUAUCGUGGUACAGGUGUAAUACCAGGAUAUAGAGGCUAUCCAAUUGGUAGCCCAGGGGGUAUCAUUGGUGGUGGUGGACACUCUGGAUACGGGUAUUACGGGAAUAGUGGAUAUAAUCCUUAUUAUAAUUAUGGUGGAUAUGGUGGAUACGGUGGAUAUGGUGGUUCUGGUGGAUACAAUGGGUAUGGAAGUAUUGGUGGAUAUGGAACCUUAGGAAUAGGAAAUUAUGAUGAUUCUUAUCUUGGAUAUGCUGGUAAUGGUCGUUACGGUGGUCAAGGUCUUGAUGGAUAUGGAGGUUACGGCUCAAGUGGUUAUGGUGGAUCUUAUGGUUCUACAUAUGGAAUUAGAAACAAUUAUGAUCCUUAUGGUUAUCGUAGUAACAGUUACGGUAGUUAUGCUGGCUACCCUUCUGGAUAUAGGGGUUACUCUUAAAAAUUGUAUGAAUUUAGUAUACAAUAUAUGUAUAAAACUAAUACAUAAAAUUGUUAGUUAUUUUUUUCUAUGUAUUUUAUAACACACUGUAAUGAUAUUAAAAUAUUCAAAGCGUUUCUUUAUCAUGAUAAUGUUCCGUAUAUUUGAAUAAUAAUUGCAUACAUAUAAUUAACAAACGAUUCACGGUAAAUAUUAACAUGAAAUACAAAUACGAAAUGAGAAAUAUUUAAUAAAAAGAAAUAAAAGUAUUAGCGACGAUAACACAAUAAUUAUGUCAUAAUAUCAAAUGUAAUAUAUUUGUGUAUUUAAUAAAUUUGUUGUAUCUAAUUGUGAAAUUUUUAUUA
Molecule: messenger RNA, 1370 nt
Organism: Polistes canadensis
Lineage: Eukaryota; Metazoa; Arthropoda; Insecta; Hymenoptera; Vespidae
Product: prisilkin-39-like
Exons: 5
Coding region: 361-1026 (221 amino acids)
Source: RefSeq, a predicted model, not a curated record